UCGAGACUGUUUUCAACUGGGCUGGAUCAAAGCUGUUUGUAAGGCGGAGACAGGACCGGUGUGAAUGUUGUCGAUGUUGUUUGGUAGAGGAUGAGUUGUUCUUGGUUGAUUUCACCAUGGUCGAUGUAUUAUUUUGGUUGUUUUUCUUAAUGGAUGAUUAAUUUUUUAUGGUGCUGUGGUGAUUUGAGGAGGGUUGGGAUUUUUUUAUGACGAUGUAAAAAAUUGUGGAAAAAGUUUUGCACUGCACAUUCUGCACACAUUUCCCGUGUGUACAAAAUAUUUUUAUUUCAUACUGCUGGUAACAGUACUGUGAUGUGGUACCGGUAUGUUUGAAAAACCACUUAGUGUUCUUCAAGCUACGCUUGAAAGCCUGUUAUGUCGUACGAUUCGUAGUAAGGCACUGUACUUUUCGACAGCCCGCAAGGUCCCAACGAAAAAGGCUUUUUGUUUUGGCCUAAUUCUUCUCCCAAUCGUUCUUCGACCAAAGCGAACAUCACAUCACAUCAAUCACAUCCCGUCAUUUCCCGUCCCAUCAAGCCACACCGAGUUCCGGUACCGGAGGCAGCGAUCGAAUCGCCACAACCCUAACGAGCGCGCUUCCGUUCCCACUUGUUCCAAAACACGGAUCCCCGGCUCGAAAACCCAAGUACCCCCCGCCGCCGGUCCGGCUUCGAUACCGCAGCGGAGGCACUCGCAACCGUUCCGCUCGCUGUUUCGGUUCGCCGGUUCCUCCCGUCCCCGAGAUGGCCCCGAGCGGAACCGCCUCCGCCGAAGGCUCCCCCGGCACCACCAUCCACGUGUGCCAGUCGGGAACCUGCCUGAGCAAGGGCGCCGAUGCCACCCUGGUGGAGAUCGAGGAGCUCGCGGGCCUGGUGGGAGGAAACGGAUGCGGCGUGGAGCCCACCGGGUGCCUGGGGUACUGCCGGAGGGGGCCGGCCGUCGCGGUUGCCAAGAAGGGCGCCAGGCCCCGGUACUUUGUCGGGAUCAAGACCCCCGAGAAGAGCGCCGACGUGGUGGAGCGGGCGACGGGGGAAAAGCUCCCCCCGCUCGAGGACCUCCCGGCCGGGGCCCGGGCCAGGAUGGAAACCGCCAGGGCCAGCAAGAGGAUCGAGUACCUAACGUCGGCCUACCGGUGGAACGAGGCGCUGGCCUGCCUGUUGGAGCAGGCGUCGAGGCAGCCCACAAGGGAUCCCGGGCUCGAGCAGACGACCCGGGAGAUCCUCCGACAGGUCGGCUACGGGGAUCUUUCCGGGGGACUCUCGCUCACGGAGAUGCCGGCCUCGGUCUCGGGCUACGUGCCGUGGACGCUCGUUUCCGCGGAGGCCGUCUCGGCGCACUCGGCGGUCUUCCGCUUCGAGACGAGGGACCCCAAGCGCGGGACCCCCCACCCCCGGGGCCGGGGCAGGAUGCCCAAUCCCGUCACGUGGCACACCACCAUGCUGGGGGCCGUCGGGGCCAACCCCGAGGGCCCCCUCCCCUGGAUCGAGCGGGACUACACGCCCAUCAGCAGCGCCCUGGAGUGGGAGAGGGGGAGGUGCUCGAUCCUGAUCAAGAUCUACGGCGACGGCGCUCUCACCCAGUGGCUCGUGGAGCACGCGGCAGGGAUCCUCGGGGGCGGUGGGAGCGAGCCCCCCGUCAGGGUCUGGCUGUCCAAGCCGGUCCCGACCCUCUCGGUGCCCUCCCUCGUCCCCGCCACCAGCAACGGCGACGGAGCACCCUUGCCGGGGAGCGUCCUGCUCCUCCUGGCCGGGACGGGGAUCGUCGCCCUCCCGCAGGUCCUGGCCCACCGGGAGCCCCACCGGUUCCUGGGGAUUUCCACCCCCAGGAACUCCCAGCUGAGGUGCCCCAUCGACGUGGUCCACUCGUGCCGGGAGGACGACCUCCUGAUGCUCCCCUCGAUCGGGGAGUGGUGCCUCGAGGGCACCCGGCCCCACCCGCGGUUCCGGGGGAUCCGCCGGUACGACCUCCUGGUGACCGGUGCUUCCACCACCGAUCCGCCCUUUUCGGGCUGUGUUUCCGCGAGCGGGGGCCGAGACCCGUGGGCGCUGGUGCAGGGCGGCCUCCCCCCCAACGCCACCGUCCACCGUUCGCGCAGGCUGACCGAGGAGAUGGUGGGGGAGGCCCUCGGGCGGGCGGUCCGUCCCUGCCGGGUGGUGGUCUCGGGUCCGGACGCCUUCAACGAGGCCGCCCGGUCCUUCUGCCUGGCGUCGGGACUCGUCGAGCCGGGGCAGGUGACCGUCCUCGCGGCGUAGCGGCGGAUGCAGCGGCAAGGAAGGAAGGAAGGAAGGAAGAGCACGACAUGGUAGAUACUGCCGUACAGCAGAGCAGAACAGAACAGAGCACACCGCCGAAGCCGGGAGACGGGGAACGCCGCGAUCGGGCUCCGCGUCCAGCAAGAGAGAGAGAGAGAGCCGGUGGAAGACCUCCCGGCAGCGGCUAUUUCUCUUGCGCAUCACGUCACACACUCGAUUCCGGAACAAGCGCAAACC
This is a messenger RNA of Pseudo-nitzschia multistriata, 2489 nucleotides long. The record is from the annotation of a GenBank genome assembly. NCBI's taxonomy places the organism in Eukaryota, Bacillariophyta, Bacillariophyceae, Bacillariales, Bacillariaceae.